Lactuca sativa (garden lettuce) is the source of this 3310-nucleotide messenger RNA. Its product is annotated as Leucine-rich repeat transmembrane protein kinase. Gene Ontology annotation, biological process: protein phosphorylation. The record is from RefSeq and is a predicted model, not a curated record. NCBI's taxonomy places the organism in Eukaryota, Viridiplantae, Streptophyta, Magnoliopsida, Asterales, Asteraceae. Gene Ontology annotation, molecular function: protein kinase activity; ATP binding; protein binding.
AACCCUCAUCUCCAUCUCCCCCAAUUAAUUCUAGUCGCCAUUUUCAGCUCUGACCUGCUGUACACCUUUCUUUAUCGACAAUUAUUAUUGUCGUUACUCUCUUGUUCUCUCGCACUAUAUGAUAUACUCGUCUCAUUUGCUCCACUAAGUCUCAGGAGCAUCCUACAAUCAGCAACAUGAAAAGUAUCUUGUUCUUCAUGUUUUCAUUGAUUUUGUACAAAAGUUUUGCAUCCGCACAAUCACCAAAGCUAGACGAGACAGAAGUGAAGGUACUGAAAGAAAUAGGUGAAAAAUUGGGGAUAAAUGGGACGAAAGAAUGGGAUUUGGAUAAGAAUCCGUGCAGUGGCGAAGGGAAUUGGGGCCGCGGCGAGUUCCCAAAAGGAUUCGAGGUCUCUGUUAACUGUGAUUGCUCUUUCGAACAAAAUGCCACCUGCCGCGUCGUUCGCAUAGCUUUGAAAUCCCAGAACAUCUCAGCUGCUAUUCCACCAGAGUUUUCCAAGCUUCGAUACCUUACACAAUUGGAUCUCAGUCGUAACUACCUCAAUGGAACUAUACCUCCCCAAUGGGCUACUAUGCGCUUGGGUGACCUCUCUCUCAUGGGAAACAGAUUAUCCGGCCCAUUUCCAAGAGUUCUCACCAGAAUAACUACCCUUGUAAAUCUGAGCAUGGAAGGAAAUCGCUUUUCAGGAUCCAUACCCCAAGAGAUUGUCAACAUGAAAAAUUUGCAGAAACUUGUUCUGGCUUCAAAUGAAUUCUCUGGCCCACUGCCUGUUGGACUUGGAAAACUUACCAACUUGACUGAUAUGAGGAUAAGUGACAAUAAUUUCACUGGAAAGAUACCAGACUUCAUUGGCAACUGGACACAAAUUCAGAAAUUGCAUCUACAAGGUUGUUCUCUUGAGGGGCCAAUUCCUUCUAGCAUCUCUGUGUUAACAAAACUAAAUGAUCUAAGGAUCAGUGACUUGAAAACUACAGGAUCUAGUUUCCCACAACUGCAGAAAAUGGAAGAUCUGAGUAAAUUGGUACUUAGAAAUUGUUUGAUCCGUGGGACAAUCCCUGAAUACGUGGGGAAUAUGAGAACACUGAAAACUCUAGACCUCAGCUUCAACAAUUUGACUGGUGAAAUCCCAUCAUCUUUUUCUGAACUAGGCAAAACAGAUUACAUUUAUUUGACAGAUAAUAAUCUUACUGGACCUAUACCUGGAUGGGUCUUCUCAAGCUCCAAAACUGUGGAUGUUUCCUAUAACCGUUUUACAUGGGAUUCUUCUGGUCCAAAUGAAUGUCCACGUGGGACAAUAAACAUGGUGGAGGGGUAUUCUUUGUCCACAAACAAACAAAGCAAUAUUCAUCCAUGUCUAAGGAAAGAUUUCCCAUGUUCUAGUUCAACUAGACAACAAGCCUAUUCUCUACACAUCAAUUGCGGGGGCAAAGAAGUAAAUAUCAACAACACCACUAGAUACAAAGCUGAUUUAGAAGCAAAAGGCGCAGCAACAUAUUAUGGGGAAAGAAACUGGGCAUUUAGCAGCACUGGACACUUUUUAGAUGAUGAUCAUGAUUCUGAUAUCUACACUCUUUCAAAUGUAUCAAGUCUCCAUAACGUGUCAUCAUCCGAAACAGAAUUGUACACGUCAGCACGCACAGCUGCUAUUUCUCUCACUUACUAUGGACUCUGUCUUCUCAACGGAAAUUACAAUCUUAGCCUUCACUUUGCUGAGAUUGUUUUCACCCAAGACAGCACAUAUAACAACCUUGGAAAGCGCGUAUUUGAUGUUUAUGUCCAGGGGGAGUUGAAAUUGAAGGAUUUUGAUAUUGCAAAAGAGGCUGGAGGUGCUGGUAGGCCAAUUACAAAAAAAUUCACAGUCAAUGUGACGAGUAACACGGUCAAGAUUCAACUUUAUUGGGCUGGAAGGGGCACUACUGGAAUUCCAGUUAGAGGAAUUUAUGGUCCUUUAAUAUCAGCCAUUUCACUUGAUCCAAAUUUCGACCCCCCUGUUUAUGGGAAAAAAAUUGCAGUUAGUUUAAUAGUAGCAAUUGUUGGUGGAGGAGUGUUUUUUAUAUUGUUAAUCAUACUUAUCUUGUGGAGAAAAGGCUUCUUUACGGCUAAAAAUGCGAAAGAUAGAGAGCUCAAAGGUCUGGAUCUGCAAACUGGAAUAUUCACUCUAAGACAGAUAAAAGCUGCAACUAAAAACUUUGAUUUGUCAAACAAGCUUGGCGAAGGUGGUUUUGGUGCUGUUUACAAGGGUUCAUUAUCAGAUGGGACAAUCAUUGCAGUGAAACAACUAUCAUCAAAGUCAAAACAAGGAACUCGCGAAUUCGUGAAUGAAAUCGGCAUGAUUUCAGCUUUACAACACCCAAAUCUUGUGAAACUAUACGGAUGUUGUGUUGAAGGCAACCAGUUAUCUUUGAUUUAUGAGUACAUGGAGAAUAACUGCCUAUCUCGUGCCCUUUUCGGUCGAGAUAAAGUGUCGAAAGCAAAGCUGACAUGGCCAGUGAGGUGGAAGGUAUGUUUAGGGAUAGCCCGAGGCUUGGUGUAUCUCCAUGAAGAAUCACAACUAAGAAUUGUACACAGAGACAUCAAAACUAGCAAUGUGUUGCUCGAUAAAGACCUGAAUGCAAAAAUAUCUGAUUUCGGUUUGGCAAAGCUUACUGAUGAUGGAAAUACCCACAUCAGUACUCGUAUUGCAGGAACCAUAGGUUACAUGGCUCCGGAGUACGCGAUGCGAGGUUACUUGACUCCCAAGGCAGAUGUUUACAGUUUUGGAAUCGUGGUAUUAGAAACAGUUAGUGGAAAAAGCAACACCAACUAUAGACCCAAAGAAGAGUUUGUUUACCUUCUUGAUUGGGCAUAUGUUCUGCAAGAGAGAGGGAGUUUAUUGGAAUUGGUUGAUCCGGAUUUGGGAUCCGAGUAUUCAUCGGAGGAAGCAAUGACACUUUUGAAUGUGGCUCUUUUGUGCACGAAUGCAUCACCUACACUUAGGCCAACUAUGUCACAAGCCAUGAACAUGUUAGAGGGUCGCACGAGUGUUCAAGAUUUGCUAUCUGACCCUGGAUUUUCAACUAUAAAUCCCAAGUUUAGGGCCUUAAGGAAUCACUUUUGGCAGAAUCCUAGUCAGACACUUACAAUAUCCAGUGAGGAUCCGUGUACUGAGUCGUUGAUAGCUCCUGAAGCAAAUAACUGACAAUCAUUUCUUGCGAAUGUCAAUGUGUAUUUGAUAUUUGAUGGUGUAUAUAGACAGACAUUAGAAAAAAUAAACAUUCAUAAUGUAACAAGCUACAAAGUAGUGUUACAAUUAUCAUGGAAUUCUGAAAA